UCUGCUCUCUCUUGGCUGCAUCUGGGGCCAAAGUUCCCAGCGGGAGACCAAGUCAGCAAAUUGCCUUCUCCAGUGUCCUGGAAGAACCCGAAUGUUUAAGGCCCAUAUUCAGCUGAAAUAGGAUCGAACGCCUUUUGCAUUUCUUGGGUUCAAAAGCAAGGCUGCAGGCAAUAGCAGGAUGCUAUGGCUAAGAGGAUGGGUCCCCCAGGUGCUGAGAAAUGCCCGGGGAUUCUGUGGGCCUCAUGGGCAGCAGCCACCUCUACCUGACCCUCAGAAGAUUGUGGCCACCUGGGAAGCCAUCAGCCUGGGGAGGCAGCCAGUGCCUGAGUACUUCAACUUUGCCCAUGAUGUGCUGGACAUGUGGAGUCAGCUGGAAAAGGCUGGGCACCGGCCCCAGAUCCCUGCAUUCUGGUGGGUCAAUGGCAAGGGAGCAGAGGUCAAGUGGAACUUUGAGGAGCUAGGGGAGCAGUCCAGGAAGGCGGCUAAUGUGCUCCAGGGUAUGUGCGGCCUUCAGCUUGGGGACAGGAUGAUGCUGGUGCUCCCGCGACUCCCAGAGUGGUGGCUGGUCAGCGUGGCAUGCAUACGGACAGGGGCUGUCAUGAUCCCGGGUGUCUCUCAGCUGACAGAGAAGGACCUCAAAUAUCGGCUGCAGGCAUCCAGGGCCAAAUCCAUUAUCACCACUGACUCCCUGGCUCCGCGGGUGGAUGCCAUUAAUGCUGACUGUCCCUUCCUCCAGUCCAAACUACUGGUGUCAGACAGCAGUCGGCCAGGCUGGAUGAACUUCAGGAAACUCCUCCGCGAGGCAUCCACAGAGCACAACUGUGUGAGGACCAAGAGUCAAGACCCUCUGGCCAUCUACUUCACAAGUGGCACCACCGGAGCGCCCAAGAUGGUUGAGCACGCCCAGUCCAGCUACGGGCUGGGUUUUGUGGCCAGUGGAAGGCGGUGGAUGGACUUGACCAAAUCAGACAUCUUCUGGAACACGUCUGACACUGGCUGGGUUAAGGCAGCUUGGACCCUCUUCUCUGCCUGGCCUAAUGGAUCUUGCAUUUUUGUGCAUGAGCUGCCCCGAGUUGAUGCCAAGAUUAUUCUGAAUACUCUCUCCAGGUACCCGAUCACCACCCUCUGCUGUGUUCCCACCAUCUUCCGGCUGCUGGUACAGGAGGAUCUCACCAGGUACCAGUUUCAGAGCCUGAGGCACUGUUUGACUGGAGGAGAGGCACUGAAUCCUGACGUGAGAGAGAAGUGGAAGAGCCAUGUGGGCCUGGAGCUGCAUGAAGGCUAUGGCCAGUCUGAAACAGUUUUAAUCUGUGCCAAUCCAAAAGGCAUGAAAAUCAAGUCUGGAUCCAUGGGGAAAGCGUCCCCCCCUUACGAUGUGCAGAUCGUGGAUGAUGAGGGCAACAUCCUACCUCCAGGACAAGAGGGGAAUAUUGCUGUCCGAGUCAGGCCCACCCGGCCCUUCUGUUUCUUCAGUUGCUAUUUGAACAAUCCUGAGAAGACAGAGGCAUCAGAACGAGGGGACUUCUACAUCACGGGGGACCGAGCCCACAAGGACAAGGAUGGCUACUUUUGGUUCACGGGAAGAAAUGACGAUGUGAUUAAUUCCUCAAGCUACCGGAUUGGGCCCGUUGAAGUGGAAAAUGCCCUUGCUGAGCACCCUGCUGUUCUGGAGGCUGCGGUGGUCAGCAGUCCGGACCCCAUCAGAGGGGAGGUGGUGAAGGCCUUUAUUGUCCUUUCUCCAUCUUAUUCCUCUCAAGAUCCUAAGAAACUAACUCAGGAGCUCCAGGAGCAUGUGAAAAGGGUGACUGCUCCAUACAAGUAUCCCAGGAAGGUGGCCUUUGUUUCAGAACUGCCCAAGACGGUUUCUGGAAAGAUCCAAAGGAAUAAACUGAGAAACCAAGAGUGGGGGGAGAUGAGAGGCAACCCCCGAAAGGCCCCAUAGGCCUCUGAAGCUUCUAAGAGGAAAUGAUGGGAUCACUGCUUUCUCCCUAAGUAUGUAUAACUAUUAUAAUGAAAAAAGUAUCUUAAAGAAAUGAUUCCCCCAAACCACACUCUGCCUCCAACAAUCAUCUGCUGAAGACUAGUGUGUUAUGUUGUGCCCACCACAAAAGAUGCAAGGACCCAAAACCACAUCUCAGGCCCAGAAACGGAAAGAAGUGGCUCUGGGCCUCUGACACCAGCCACGCAGAGAUGAAGCAGAUGGAAACUCAAUGUGAUCUUCAGUGCUGCUUAGCCAACCUGCGGGACCUCCAUUCAGCCACCAAUCAAUAUUUAUUGAGCACCUACUCAGUGCUGGGCUCUGGAAAUAUAACAAUAAACAAAAGUCAACCCA
Neogale vison (American mink) is the source of this 2332-nucleotide messenger RNA. It is a transcript of the gene ACSM5, whose product is annotated as acyl-CoA synthetase medium chain family member 5. Gene Ontology annotation, cellular component: mitochondrial matrix. Gene Ontology annotation, molecular function: fatty-acyl-CoA synthase activity; fatty acid ligase activity. The coding region runs from base 179 to 1942 and encodes 587 amino acids. Gene Ontology annotation, biological process: fatty acid biosynthetic process; acyl-CoA metabolic process. The record is from RefSeq and is a predicted model, not a curated record. Lineage: Eukaryota; Metazoa; Chordata; Mammalia; Carnivora; Mustelidae. The transcript is spliced from 15 exons.